ACUACGUUCCGGUCCGCGUGAUGUACACGGAGGAGAGUCGUUUGUCACGCCACUUCCUCAAAGUCAAGUCAAUUUAUUUGGUUGCGGUCGUUAUUUUUCCCAGUAAUAAUAACACUUGAUUACAAGAAAGCAGUUGGAAGUGUUUCUUGUAACAUGCAAAUCCCAAAAAUAUCCAAAGGAUUUUUUUUUAUCAUUUUUUUCAGUGUAUGUGCCACCGAAGAUGCACCUUUUCUCUUGGGUAAAAAUUCUAACAUACCGGAAGCAGUAGAUUUUUUAAGAGACUACGAUUCAGAAGGUUCCGAAGUAUGUUUUCGAGUCAACAUGGCCCAAUGGCAUUACUCAACCAACAUGACGGAUUUCCUCAAACGAAAAAUGAUCGAAGAACAAACUCUCAAAGCGAAAUUCGAUAAAUUGGUAUAUAAAAGGGCUUCAAUAUUCGAUUGGAUGCAUAUCGAAGAUCUAACGAUCAAAAGACAACUCAAAAUAUUAACAACUAAUACAAGAGCGAGUUUACCGGACGAUAAAUACAAUGAGAUAUAUUAUCUAAUUUCGGAAAUGAAAGACGUUUAUUCCAAUAUUAAAGUAUGUCCUUACCAAUCGGACGAUUACGGAAAGGAUAUUUCUUACUGCGAUUUGGAUAUGGAAGACGUACACGCCAUUAUGGCACGAUCUCGAAAUCCAUCCGAACUGACGCACAUUUGGAAAGAAGUACAUGAUAAAACGGGUCCGCAAAUGAAAAAUAAGUUCAUGAGAUAUAUAGAAUUAUCGAAUCAAGCUUCUAGAUUGAACGGUUUUACAGACAGCGGAGCGGAAAUGAGAAAUUUAUACGAAGAUUCAAAUUUUGAAAACGAACUAACCGAAUCCAUGCAUAAAAUUCUGCCUUUAUAUAAAGAAUUGUUGACUUUCGUUAGGAGGAAACUUUUAUCAAGAUACGGUGAUCACGUGAUAAGACCCGAAGGGCCCUUACCUGCUCACAUUCUAGGGAAUCUUUGGGCUCAAGAUUGGACUAAUAUAGCCGAUAUUGUUCUACCCUAUAGAGAUUAUUCAGAUUUAGAUAUCACCGAUGAAAUAUUAAGACAAGGUUUCACCCCCUUACGAAUGUUUCACAUGGCAGAAGAAUUUUUCACGUCUAUGGGAUUGAAACCGAUGCCCCCGGAAUUUUGGAGAUACUCCAUGAUCGAAAAACCCAAUGGAAGAAAAGUUCAAUGUACUGCAAGCGCUUGGGACUUUUGUAAUAAUGUAGAUUUCAGGAUAAAACAAUGUACGGAAGUCGAUAUGAAAAAUUUCGUAACCAUACAUCACGAAAUGGCGCAUGUGCAGUACUAUCUCUAUUACGCGCAUCAACCAUUUUUAUACAGGGACGGCUCCAAUCCAGGUUUUCACGAAGGUGUCGCAAACGCCGUUAUUUUAUCGAUUUUCAACCCGAAACAUUUAAAACGAAUCGGUUUUUUUCACAAUAACACCGACAACAUCGAAACGAACAUCAAUUUCUUGAUGUUAAUGGCGUUAAAAAAAAUCGCCUACGCCCCUUUCGCCUACUUGAUAGAUCAGUGGCGUUACCAAGUGGCCGAAUUCGGUGUAAAAAGAAUGAAUGCAGAUUGGUGGGACCUCAGAUUGAGAUAUCAGGGGAUAAUACCACCGAUUACGAGAUCUGAAAUGCAUUUUGACGCUGCUACGAAACGACACGUACCUGCCGAUAUCCCUUACACUAAAUAUUUCGUAGCCCUUUUGUUGGAAUUUCAAAUUUUCGAAAGUAUGUGCAGGGCCGGUAGACAUAUUGGACCUUUACAUACGUGUGACAUUUACCGAUCAAGGGAAGCGGGAAAAGUUUUAAUGGAUGUAAUGAGGGUGGGUAAAUCGAAACAUUGGAGGGAAGUUGUGAAAAUGAUGACUCGAGAUCAAACUGAUAAAAUAACAGCAGAUUCGAUGUUGAAUUACUUCGAACCGCUCGCAAUUUGGUUACGAGAACAAAAUAGAAACGAAAGAAUAGUCGGUUGGACUACUUAUAAGGAAGAUACGGCCUUGUAUCAACCCCUCGUAUAUUACGGAUCGUCAAAUAAGUAUCCUUAUGAAUUGACUAUAACAAAUGUUAUUUUAAUAAUUAUAUUUAGUAAAUUAUUGUAAAUUAUCACUUUUAUUUUAUAUUUUUUCAAAAUAAAUAAACUAAUUUGUCGUUUU
Messenger RNA from Diorhabda sublineata, 2178 nucleotides. Its product is annotated as angiotensin-converting enzyme-like. Gene Ontology annotation, biological process: proteolysis. Gene Ontology annotation, molecular function: peptidyl-dipeptidase activity; metallopeptidase activity. The record is from RefSeq and is a predicted model, not a curated record. Bases 154 to 2124 code for a protein of 656 amino acids. Lineage: Eukaryota; Metazoa; Arthropoda; Insecta; Coleoptera; Chrysomelidae. The transcript is spliced from 9 exons. Gene Ontology annotation, cellular component: plasma membrane.